UGUCAGAGGCUUUAAUUUUACUCAUGUUUCGCAGAAAUGUCAGUAGUUUCUUAAAAUAUGAUACAGAUACUGCAUUUCAGUACUCUGAGAUUAUGCUUCCUCUGAGGAUGUAUGGAGAAAUUUCAGGGCUCCUGAGAACUUCUACUGAGCAGGGAAAAUAGCUCUUUAAGAGUCCUAAUACACUCCAAAAUCCACAUGAACUCCUAUGGGAACAGCUGUAGCAUCUUUUUAACUCCAUUCAUCCACAUUAUGGCUAUGUAUCCAGGGAGUUUGUUUUGCUACCUGAUUAUUGUGGAAAAUGGUUGCUAUUUUAAUUUUAUUUUGCUCAGUCACUAAAGGUUAAAAUGCUGGGAACUUUAAAGGGGGAACUGGAAGAUGUUAAAAUCAAUCUGGAUCUCUCUUCUCCUCUUGCUCUUUAAAUGAAGAUAAAUAAGAGGGGAAGCUUUAGUAAAUCAUGGAAAUUUACUGUAGUGGGAAGCAUAUUGCUAAUAUAAAGCCCUGUUUGUCUGCAAGGGUUGUUCAGGCUUACAAGACAAGUGCUCAGAUGUUGUUUAUCAGUGUUGUCCUAACCCAGAGGCAAGAGUUAAGUAACGUGCUGAAUGUGGGCAGUGAGGGUUGUUUCUAAUAUUCCGAUAUGUUAAAAGGACUGCUUAGCUUCUGAAAGAAAGCAAGUGUUCCUUUGUAUUUUAAAUGACUAUUCACGUUUACCCUAAAUAUUUUGUUUGUAAAUUUGAGAGAUACUGCAUUCUGUAAAAGAGAAGGAACAGACUGUGAGUCAUGUUUAAAUUUGUAAUUUUGAGGAAUAGCUUAGGAUGACACAUCUGGGUACCCCUGUUCUUCAUCCUCUUAAACAUCCUCUUAUCAUUACGCUCUCAACAUAAUCUUAUAAAGCAAAGCUGGUAUUUCCAUGAUUCAGCAAUCUUGAAAUAAGGAAUCCUGACAUUCUGUUGUGCUGAUUUUUAUAUUGCCUUUUAACAUAUUACCAUAACAAAUAGAUGCACAAUGUUUCUAAAAGUCACACCAUGCAGACAGCAGGCCUUGUAAUAAAUUAUUUAUCAGGACUAAAAAUAAGCAGAUGCAUUAAAAAAUUACCAAAUACACGAGAAAACAAUAAAUCUGAGCCUGUCUGCCUUGUGUUUGCCUGCUGUUUCCAUUUUGAUUGCGAUUGGCUGGCAAGGGCUGCUGCUGGCAUUGCACAAUUGGCUUAGAUGGGGAAUUACAAAACAGGAGCAUUUCCCUUGAUCAGGACUCGGUAGCACAUGCAGCUGAGCACAGGCAAAAAGGAAAGGUCACCCGUACAGAAUCUCUCCCACAGAUGUUUCCAUUCCAGGGAAGCGCAUCUGAUCUCGUGGUUCUCGUCUAUGACUCGGGGUUUUUAAACGCCGUAAGGUUUUCUUGUUUCAGCGAAUGUAAAAAUGCACCUAGGAAGAAGUUUGCAACCUGGAAGCAUAUGAGAAUUUCAGAUGCAUGGAGCAAUAUCAUGGAAUGAUAGAAGGAUCUGUGUUUAGAAGGAGUUUUAAAUAUCGGUGAGGAGGAAGACAAUUCAAACAGAAGGUUAAAAGCAGAUGGAAAAGAAAAACAGCUUUAUUUUCAUCCUGAAAUUAUACUGAAAACAGCAUGAGGAAGGGGUUAUAUCAGCACCAAAACAGUGGAGAAUCGAAGGGGUUUAUUUUCCUGUGAAAUAAUCCCUUACAAGAAAUGCAAAAACUGUCUUUCAUGAGAAAGAAUUCAUUAUUCAAAUACCUUUUGAAACUCUGUGAAGCUCAUAUGGAACUGCAGCAUCUUUGCAAUGGUGUAUAGCAUACCUUUAUUUAAUGAAGAUUCUGCACAAAAAGGUCAAGUUUACGAGAUGCUGGAAUUGGAUUUAUUCUUGUCAUAGAUCGCAGACAGGACAAAUGGACCUCCGUGAAAGCUUCCAUACUGCGGAUAGCAGCAUCUUUCCCAGGAAACCUGCAACUGGUCCUUGUUCUGCGCCCAACAGGAUUUUUUCAUCGAGCUCUCUCGGAUAUUGCUUUCAAAUUCGGCAAAGAUGAGUUUAAAAUGAAAGUACCUAUCAUAAUGCUGGGCUCAGUAUCAGAACUGCAGGGUUACAUUGAUAAAACACAAUUAACAGAAGAUCUUGGUGGCACCCUGGAUUACUGCCAUAACAGAUGGCUGUCCCGUCGCACUGCUAUAGAAGGUUUUGCCCAAAAGGUUAAGCAAACAGCUCAGAUUCUUCAGUCCUUUGGGACUGAGCUGGCUGAAACAGAACUACCAAAUGAUGUGCAGUCCACCAGCUCCCUUCUUGCAACACACACAGAAAAAAAGGACAAAAUGAAGGAGGACAUCAGGGUAGCAGUAGAACAGGGAGGUGAUAUCCUUGGAAGUAUAACAAAACCAGUCACUGAGAAUCCUGAAUACAAACUGAAUCAAGAUCAGCUAGACAAUCAAACAACGGUUGAAAGACUAUUGGCUCAAUUACAUGAAACGGAAACUGCCUUUGAUGAGUUUUGGAUUAAGCAUCAGCAAAAACUUGAGCAGUGCCUGCGCCUUCGGAAUUUUGAACAGAAUUUCAGAGAGGUCAAAGCAGCUUUGGAUAUUGUGUCUGAGAGACUGUCUGCUUUCACAGAUGUGGGAAACAGCAGUUCACAUGUGGAGCAUAUUUUGAAAGAUCUUGCCAACUUCGAAGAAAAAUCAUGUGAAACUAUAGCAAAAGCCAGAAUGCUAGCCUCAGAGGGUGAUGCUUUUAUUCAAAGCAAUCAUUAUGCUGUGGACUCCAUUAUUCCAAAAUGCACUGAACUUCAUCAUCUCUGUGAUGCCUUCACUACUGAGACAGAACGGAGGAGAAAUCAUCUUAGCAAAUCUCUGGAACUGCAUGACUUACUAGAGAAGUCUAUGAAGUGGUGUGAUGAAGGAAUUUAUCUGCUGGCUUCACAACCAGUAGACAAGUGUCAGUCUCAGGAUGGUGCAGAAUCAGCAUUACAGGAGAUCGAGAAAUUCCUGGAUACUGGUGCUGGCAAUAAAAUCAAGGAGUUGAAUAAAAUUUACAGAGAGUAUGCACACAUCCUCAAUGAGGACCUAAAGGAGCACGUGCAAAAGGUUUUCCAGAAGCAAGAAAGUAUGGAAGAAAUGUUUCAAAAGAGACAAAUAAGUCUUAAGAAACUGGCAGCUAAGCAGACACGUCCUGUUCAGCCUGUUGCACCAAGACCUGAAGCAUUUGUAAAAUCUCCUUGUACCUCUCCAGGUCUUCAAAGAGAAUGUGUACCCAACUCAGAAAGCAGUGCUCUUCGGAGGGUAAACUACAGAAGAGGAAAGAGCGAAAUGACUGAACUGCAUCAAAGCAGAGGAGGAUCUACAAUGGAUGAUGAAGAAAACCUAGCUGUGUUACGACAGCAUGUAAUUAAUGAACUUAUUGAGACUGAACGAGCAUAUGUGGAAGAACUCCUCUGUGUUCUUGAGGGUUAUGCUGCAGAGAUGGACAACCCCUUAAUGGCUCAUCUCAUCUCACCAGAACUGCAAAAUAAGAAGGAUAUCUUGUUUGGGAAUAUGGAAGAAAUUUAUCACUUUCACAAUAGAAUAUUCUUGAGAGAAUUAGAAAACUAUGUAGAAUACCCAGAACUAGUAGGACGGUGCUUCCUGGAUCAGAUGGAAGAUUUCCAGAUUUAUGAGAAAUACUGUCAAAAUAAACCUCGAUCUGAAAGUUUGUGGAGGCAGUUUUCAGAUUCUGUAUUCUUUCAGGAAUGUCAAAGGAAACUGGAUCACAAACUCAGUUUGGACUCAUACUUACUGAAACCUGUUCAAAGAAUAACCAAAUACCAACUCUUGCUAAAGGAAAUGCUGAAGUACAGUAAGAACUGUGAAGGUGCUGAAGAUCUUCAGGAAGCACUGACUUCUAUCCUGGGCAUUCUAAAGGCAGUUAAUGAUUCAAUGCACCAGAUAGCCAUUACAGGCUACGAUGGAAACCUGAAUGAACUGGGCAAACUUUUAAUGCAGGGGUCCUUCAAUGUCUGGACUGAUCAUAAAAAGGGUCAUGCGAAGGUGAAAGAUUUGGCACGUUUCAAGCCAAUGCAGCGACACCUCUUCCUCCACGAGAAAGCAGUGCUGUUCUGUAAAAAGCGAGAAGAAAAUGGAGAGGGAUAUGAGAAAGCACCUUCUUACAGCUACAAACACUCCUUAAAUAUGGCUGCAGUUGGAAUAACAGAAAAUGUCAAAGGUGAUGCAAAAAAAUUUGAAAUCUGGUAUAAUGCAAGGGAAGAAGUUUACAUUAUACAGGCACCAACUCCUGAAGUUAAAGCUACUUGGGUCAAUGAAAUAAGAAAAGUGCUGACGAGUCAACUGCAGGCAUGCAGAGAAGCUAGUCAGCACAGGACACUAGAGCACACACAGAGCUUACCUCUACCAGCAUCAUCUUGUGCAAGUCCUUCACGAAACCACACCAGAAAUACCAAAAAAAUGGAGGAGAAAAAAGCUGAUCUCACAAGUCUGGAAGGUUAUGCCACUACAGUAGCACCAAAGUACCCUGAGAAAGGCAAAGAAACUCCAUCUCCUUCUGCUAAAAGCCAGACAUUGCCAAUGAUCCUUCUUACAGGACCAGCUUCUCCUACCAGUCCUGACAAAAAAGCUAAACGGCAUGAAGUAGUGAGUGACCCAACUCCUUUUGGUUUAAGAGGUUGGGCCAAACCAUCCCAUUCUCUUGAUGCAUCUGAAGAAAAUGACGGCUGGUCCAGUGCUGAAGAACCGCUGAAUUCAUCAGAUGCGGAGGAAGAAGGAGGAGGAGGGGGAGGCGAGAUGAAGCUGACUCCUGGUAAAUAUACAGUUGUGACUGAUUAUGAGAAAGGAGUUUCUGAAGAAUUUACAGUGAAAAGUGGAGAUCUAGUUCAACUGAUUCGUGAAGGGGAGGAUGGACUUUGGUAUGUAAAGAACCUGAGCACUGGUAGAGAAGGUUGGAUCCCAGCAAACAAUGUGCUGAUGCUCAUAGGCAAUUCAAAAUCAGCUCAGUCUUUGAGCAGCUCUGAAUCAGGCACUGCCUCCAGCACUUUGAGCACAUCAUCAAGUUGCAGUGAUAGCUGCAACGUCAGCAGUACCAGCUUUUCCGACAUUAAGAGCUAAUAGGAAGUUUUCAUUCCACUUUCAUGGAAGGUAAAUUCGGAGACUGUCAUUUGCUGCAGCAUUAUGGACAUUGGACUCCAUCGGAGAACCACCAAUUCUGUGUUGCCAGCUCCGAGUAUUUUUAGUGGUGACUUUUACAGGUUCUCACAGAAGAUCCCAAUGAAAAGUGCAUGGAAUGUGAAGUUGUAAAUAAAAGUUAAAUGAUUUGAAAUAGGGUUUUGUAGAGGCUUAUGCUCUGAAGUCUGAAGCUGCCAAGCUGUUAGCAUAAAACGCAUUUUCUCCUUGAUACACAAUCAGGUUUCUGCAGAACCGAAAUUUGAUUUCGUAACAGCCAGAAUCUGAAUGUGGGCAAACAAAAUGUGUUCAGUGCUAAAUGCUCACUGUAAACUAAUAACACAGCAACCACUCUACAGGAUAAGUAUGAGGAAAAUCCAAGUUUACAGUUUCUUGUCCCCAAAAACCCUUUUCUGCAGGGACAUACCUCGGUCAAUGCGGUGAAUGGGACUCUUACAGCAAUGACGGAGGAGGUUUGGUUCACUCUUUUAUCUUGGGUCUUCAGGGUAUUCAUCUGCUCCCUAGAGACUGGGAUGCAUAUAUGACCAAUUCACUGACCACAACAACAUCAAGAGAAACUAUUAUUUUAUCCUUUCCAACCUUUUAAUGAUUUGUGCAAUGGAAUAGCGCUUUUCUGAGGUAUUUUGGUCUCACAGCCAAAUUCUUUACCAAGAUCACUGUGUUUACAUAGCCUUGGCAAUUUAAUAGUAUCUUUUUCCUUACAUUGAUGCACAAUGAUACGCAAAUGUUCUUAUUCACUAAAUGAUUUUUUUAAUAAAUGGUAAUUGCAUGGUUAUUUUCAGCUUUCACAAUUAACGUGCAGUUACAGGCAGGGGAAACUACUGUGGCUGCACUGUGGGUCAAGAGCCUUCCUUCAGUUAAAUCUAUGAAGGCUAAAAAUCCAGUGUAUUUUCAGUCUACAUAGUGUUUGUUCCAGAUUCAGUGAAAGAGCAAAAAAACCCAGUGACAUAUUUUUUCUAUAAAAGGGGAGCACAGGAGGAAAAAAGAUCUUAGAGAAUAGUCAGAUUUGUGCUACAGAUAAAUAUUUUAAUUUUUCUUUAAAGGAAAGGUGAUGCUAAACUUGCCAUUUUUCAAGAUAUGAUGUGUAAGCCUAUAUUGUAAGUUUUCAUGUUGUCAGGCAUUCUUUGCACAUCAUCACAUAAAAACAGUACAAAACUGUGUGCAUGUAUAGAAUACUGUAUUCAUUCCUGUCCAGCUCUCAAAUAUUUUUACUUAUGUGAAAACAAGUUUUUAACUGAUUUAUGUAUCAUAUUCUUUAAAAAUAAAGUGGGCACUAAGAGCAUAAUUUUUCAGAAGCACUAAGGACAGCAGAUUAUGUCAAUGAGAACUGCUGGUAAUCAUCAGACCCUCUGAUGGCUGAGCCCUGAAGUCUAUCUUUAUGCCAAAAUUUUAUGUUUUAGAGGCUGCAGCUUAGGAAAGGUAAAUGACAAACACUCCUAAGAAUGAUCUUACACCUGGGUUGUGAAAGCACCCCUACCCCAGACGCAAUCAAAAUGCAGCUGACCAUGGUCAGUACAAAUUGAGACAUAUAUAUAUACACACACAUGUAUUUAUGCACAUGUAUAUGUGCAUGUAUGUGCUUGUGUGUGUAUAUAUGUGUGUGUGUAGAUAUGUAUAUGUGUGUACAUAUAAUGUAUCAAUGUAAAGAUGUAUUUAUAGUCUUCAUGCUGCUGAAUGUGUCACUUUACAAUUCAUAAAUACUUAGGUUUCUUGCAAUACUGCAAUAUAAAGGCUGAACAGAGUUUUACUUCAGCCAAGUUUUUCAAUGCAGAAAUCCUCUGAUCUUUUUUUUAAUGAUCCCAUAUAAUACUGUGCUGACCAGGAAUAUUUAGUCUGAUAUUUAACAAUGGAAUGGCAACAUGAGAUUCAGCUUCAUCUAUGUAAAUUAUUUUGUAAAUUAUCUGUAACAUAAUUUGCUUAUAUAUUGCUGUCAUUGCUAGGAUGAGACUGUCGUUUUAUUUCUCACUGCAGCCUCAUUUGUGUUGUUUCAAUGGUUUUCUCCACAUCAUUGCACUUUAAUACAACCCAUUUCACCAUUUCCUUUUUUACUGCUGUUGUGAAUUAGAAGUUCAAAGACAGAGGUCUCUACUGUAAUUAAUUUGAAUAAAUUUCAGCACUUCUUGCUGAAUGCCUUUA
Messenger RNA from Myiozetetes cayanensis, 7299 nucleotides. It is a transcript of the gene MCF2L, whose product is annotated as MCF.2 cell line derived transforming sequence like. Gene Ontology annotation, molecular function: protein binding; guanyl-nucleotide exchange factor activity. The transcript is spliced from 30 exons. Gene Ontology annotation, cellular component: extrinsic component of membrane; cytoplasm. The record is from RefSeq and is a predicted model, not a curated record. Bases 2041 to 5088 code for a protein of 1015 amino acids. Lineage: Eukaryota; Metazoa; Chordata; Aves; Passeriformes; Tyrannidae. Gene Ontology annotation, biological process: intracellular signal transduction; positive regulation of Rho protein signal transduction.